UAUCCAUUGACUAUUUUUGAUAGUAUCUCAUCAAUGACAUCGUGUGUUACCAAGAAAAUUCGUAGGCAUCAGCUACGUAGUUCUAACAGCGGCGCUUCGUACGGCAGCGUCAUGGAAAAUCGUUUUAUGUUCUUUCUUGUUCCUCCAUCUGGAUUUAUGAUCACGCUAUAUAAAGGACUUACUGAUUGUGUACUUUGACCCCGGCUUACUAAAUCAAAGGUCCAAUCGUGAAUAAUAUCUCUUCAGUAUCACUAAAGACUUCUAAACAACAACAUCAUGUCGGACACCGUAAGCCCGAUUAAAUAUUUUUUAAGUGGUGGAUUUGGUGGAGUAUGUACCGUAUUAGCAGGUCAUCCUUUGGACACUAUUAAAGUACGUCUUCAAACUAUGCCUGUGCCAAAACCUAAUGAGUUACCUUUGUAUUCUGGUACAUGGGAUUGUGCUAAAAAAACUAUCUCUAAAGAAGGAAUACGUGGCUUAUACAAAGGUAUGGCUGCACCAUUAUGUGGUGUUGCGCCGAUAUUUGCGAUAAGUUUCUUUGGAUAUGGUGUUGGAAAAAAACUACAACAGAGUACUCCGGAUGAAAAGCUUACAACAACACAAUUAUUUUGUGCUGGUGCUUUUAGUGGAAUAUUUACCACAAUUAUAAUGGCACCUGGAGAACGUAUUAAGUGUCUAUUACAAAUACAGCAUGCAGAUGCUAAACCAAAGUAUAGCGGACCUUUAGAUUGUACAAAGCAAUUAUAUCGAGAAGGAGGUAUUAGAAGUAUAUACAAAGGCACCUGUGCUACAUUAUUAAGAGAUAUUCCAGCCAGUGGUAUGUACUUCAUGACAUAUGAAUAUCUGAAAGAACAAUUCACUCCUGAGGGAGGCAAGCUUAGUUUACUGGCUACCAUAGCAGCUGGCGGUUUUGCAGGAAUUGCGAAUUGGUUGGUGGGAAUGCCACCUGAUAUCCUAAAAAGUCGCCUGCAAACUGCACCAGAAGGCACAUAUAAAAAAGGAAUACGUGAAGUAUUUGUUAAGUUGAUGAAAAACGAAGGACCUACAGCCCUUUAUAAAGGUGUCGUACCGGUAAUGCUACGAGCUUUCCCGGCAAAUGCAUCUUGUUUCAUGGGCUUCGAAAUUGCAAUGAAAUUUUUGAACUGGAUCGUACCAAGUUUAUAACUAAUAUAUGUAUGUAUAGAAAUCUGGCAUGGUACAACAGGAUGAAUGAGUAGAAAAGUUGUUUUGCUAUGUCCGUCGUCUAUGCUAUUUUGUCAUUUGUAUUCUAUGAAUACAAAUGCAGAAAGAAUUAAUUCAUUAUCAUGACAAAAGCAAAUCAACAGAAUUUGUUUCUGCUUUAAAAUGACAAUGCAGCUCAAAAGGUCGAUGUAUGAUAUUAGGGAACUCGCAAGAUAUUACAAAAUUCAGAAGAGAAAUUAAUCACAUCAUGUUAAAAUAUGUUGUGAAAUGUAUGUUUGAAAAAAAAUUUAUAUUUGAAUAUGGGACUUUUGCAAUUCGUACGACUAUCGACAUUAAACUGUUUACCAGACAAACAAAUGAAAGUAUAUUAUCAGGGAAUAGAUAAAGUACCCAUAAUAAAUAAAUAUAUUCGUUUUUACCGAAUACUUUAUAGUUUCAAACACACACACACACACACACACACACACACAUAUAUAUAUAUAUAUACACACACACCAAAUUUCCUUCAUAAACAUAUCAUGUUAGAAUGUGAUAAUAAUAUUCCUAAAUGAUAUCACAAAGAUUAUAUUCCACAAUUAUAGGAUAUGUACCCAGUAAGCAAAAUGCUAGCAGAAUGCGUGCAAAUUGACGCCAUUUUCGAUCAGAUCCCCACAUCAAAACCAUAGCUAUCAGUGUCCUCAUUAGGCUCGUGUUUUGUUGACAGGACCUGCGUGCAGGCCGUGCGAGCAGAUUGUCGGCAGAAACCGCGCAGGUCCUGCUGCCAAACUACGCGCAGAAUUUGCUCGGUUUCUGCCGCCAAUCUGCCGUCAAAUUACUGCAAGUCUUGCGCGGUUUUUGCUACAAAUCUGCCGUCAAAUAUCCGACAGCAGGAUCUGGCGCAUAUUUGACCGCAGAUUGGUGGUAUAAUUUGAUAUAACAGAUUCUGCGUUAAAUUUGUUGCCUAUUUGCCAUGAAACUAUGAUAGCAGGCUUUGCUCGAAAUCAGCUCGCACAGGUUUGGCUAUCUGGGUAUAUGCAUAUAUAUAUUAUGUGUAUGUGUAUGUAUGUAUAUAUAUAAAUUUUUAUAUUGAAUGAACAUGUGUUAUAUAGUUUGAAUAUAAAACCACAUUUAUUCAAUAUUCAUAUAUUAUAUAUCAUAUUGCGUAUUCAAAGAAAUAUAUAAUCAGAGCCAUAAUGGAGGAACUAGUUAUACACUUUAUGCACAAGACUGCUGAAGUUGAAGGAUAUAUAUAUACAUAUACAUAUAUACAACAAAUAAAAAUGAUAAUGGUAUUUGUUAGUAAUUAAACAAUAUUAAACUUUUUUAGGAAACCGUUAGGAAUAUACAUAGUUUGAAAUUAGUUAGGAAUUGUUUAAAGAAUUAGCAUAUAAUCGGUCAUGGAAAUUUAUUUUCUGAAGCUAUUCUCUGUAUGACCGAUUACUCGUCGAUUAUUUGAAUGAUAUGGUUAAUGAUUUACUUGCGCAAAAUAAAAAAAUGUGUUGCACA
Molecule: messenger RNA, 2667 nt
Organism: Harpegnathos saltator (Jerdon's jumping ant)
Lineage: Eukaryota; Metazoa; Arthropoda; Insecta; Hymenoptera; Formicidae
Gene: colt
Product: carnitine/acylcarnitine carrier protein colt, mitochondrial
Exons: 6
Coding region: 277-1164 (295 amino acids)
Biological process (GO): mitochondrial transport; carnitine transmembrane transport
Cellular component (GO): mitochondrial envelope
Molecular function (GO): O-acyl-L-carnitine transmembrane transporter activity
Source: RefSeq, a predicted model, not a curated record